AUGUCAGUUGCUAAGUAAACCGCUAGAUGCCUUAAUGGCCUUAAAUCCAACGUUGCAGUUGUCUUAGGUGCUCAAUGGGGUGAUGAAGGUAAAGGCAAACUUGUAGAUAUUCUUGCUGAAAAGUAUGAAUAUUGCGCUAGAUUCAAUGGUGGUGCUAAUGCUGGUCACACUAUCAUUGCCAAUGGAAAGAAAUACCCUUUCCACUUACUUCCUUGUGGUAUUCUUUAUCCUCACACCAAGAACGUUUUGGGUAAUGGUACUGUUAUCCACUUAUAAACUAUGUUCGAAGAACUUAAAUAACUCGAUAGAGAUCACAUCAACUACAAGGGUAGACUUCUUCUCUCCGAUAGAGCACACUUGGUUACUUCCCUUACUAUUGCUGCCGAUUCUAAGAGUGAAUCUUCUUCUAAGAAUCAAUUCCUUGGUACCACAAAGAGAGGUAUCGGUCCUACUUAUGCCAGCAAAAUGAACAGAUAUGGUUUAAGAGUUGGAGAUUUAAAGAAUUGGGAUACUUUCUUGUUAAAAUACAAGUACCUCCAAGGAAAGUUUUCUGAAUAAGGAGUUAAUGCUGGUAGCGAAGAAGAAUUGUAAGAAAUCAAGUUAUUAAGAGAAAGAAUGCUUGCCAACAAUAUGAUUACUGAUACCGUCGUUCUUAUGAAUGAAGCAAUUAAGCAAGGAAAGAGAGUUUUAGUUGAAGGUGCUAAUGCUUGUUUAUUAGAUAUCGAUUUCGGUACUUAUCCAUAUGUUACUUCAUCCAACACAUCAAUUGGUGGUGUUUGCACUGGUUUAGGUAUUGCUCCUCAUCACAUUGAAACUGUUAUCGGUAUUGUUAAGGCCUACACCACUAGAGUUGGAGAAGGUCCUUUCCCUACUGAAUUGAAUGAUUAAAAUGGUGAACAUUUGAGAAAGGUUGGUCAUGAAUUCGGAACUACAACUGGUAGACCCAGAAGAUGCGGUUGGUUGGAUAUUCCCUUAUUAAGAUACUCUCAUAUGAUUAAUAACUAUUAAUCAAUAAAUAUCACCAAGCUUGAUGUUCUUGAUUAAGUUGACGAAAUUAAAAUUGCUACUAAAUAUACUGUCAAUGGAGAAGAAAUUCAUUUCAUGCCCUCAACUAUUGAAGAGUUAUCUUAAGUAAAGGUUGAAUAUACUACUGUCAAAGGAUGGAAUCAAGACAUUUCUAAAAUAAGAUCUUAUGAUAAAUUACCAUAAAAAGCUAAGGAUUAUCUCAGCACAAUUGAAGAAUUACUAGGUGUUCCAGUUUCUUGGGUAGGAACUGGCCCUGAAAGAGAAGCUAUGGUUCUCAAAUAAUGA
Molecule: messenger RNA, 1311 nt
Organism: Tetrahymena thermophila SB210
Lineage: Eukaryota; Ciliophora; Oligohymenophorea; Hymenostomatida; Tetrahymenidae
Product: adenylosuccinate synthetase protein
Exons: 7
Biological process (GO): IMP metabolic process; 'de novo' AMP biosynthetic process
Cellular component (GO): cytoplasm
Molecular function (GO): adenylosuccinate synthase activity; GTP binding
Source: RefSeq, a predicted model, not a curated record